UGGGGUUCCACGACUUGUGGAGCUUGCGGCUCCACCUUAGUCAGUCUCUGGCGAUCGAACGGUGCACACCUGCUAGCGGGGUAUUGUUUUGUUUUUGGUGAAAUUCGUUCCAUUAUUAACGUUGCUUAUGUGCAAAAACUAAUUGAAAAUAUCGUGCAAUAGAAAGAGAAAUAGAAAAGGAAAACAAUAAUCAGAAAACAUCAAUCACAAAAAUCUGGCGAAUUGCAAUCGCAUGAUUAAUGGCAGCGUUUUGAGCAUAAAUCUACAUGAGGAAAGCAGAAAGAUGCCACCACAAAUUUCAAUUCAACAAUAAAACAAUCUAAAAAAAACACACACACACAACAAAAACCACAGAAAGAUAGAAAACCCCAAAGUGUGGCACAGAAGCAAGGAGGAGGCUGAAGAAGGAGCAUUGAAUUUAUGCAAAAAUGCGACGAAAGCCACAAAACUUAACAGAAAGUAAACAAUCGAGUAGUAGAGACGAAGACGCAGACGCAGACGGAGACGAAGGCGGCGGAACUGUCCAUAGAGGUGGCACCUUCUCAGCGUCAGCCUUCUCCAACGAUCCCAACAAUAGAAUGCCAAGAGACCAUCGACACAUGAUGGCCAUGUGGCUGGCAUUGCUGUUGUUGUUCGUACAAACAACGGUGGCACAGCACGAGAGCAUCUCACAGAUCUCGCCCAAGUCGAGCAGCCAACGCAAUGAUCGUCUGAGCAUCGAGAGCACCAUUGCGGACUCCAUCAAUGGCCUGGCCGAGAGCCAGUCCACGCUGCAGGACGACAACGACAACGACAACGAGAACGAGACGCGGGCGGAGCGAGUCGAGCGCUCGGCCUCGCCCAUUCUGCAUGACCAGCACAACGCGGGGUAUGGGGCGAAGGCGGGCGUCGGGCCCAACGAUGUGCAUUUCCCCCAGGAUCAGGAGAAGGACGUGUCCGCGGGCAGGUACUUCCACUAUAACAUCAAGCCCACGGGCACCUACGACAGCCAGGAGGAGCAGCCCGAGCAGACGCAGAGGAUCAGAGCGGGAAAAACUUUGUCGGGGAGCAGCAGCAGCAGCAGCAGCAGCUUGGAGCAGUCUUUUUUAGGGAAGGGGGGCCUGCGACCGCUUACGUCGGGGUCCCCAAUCAGGCCGAGUCCGAGCAGUACUGUCACCUCGCCGACGGCGGCGGGGGCCAGUGCCACCCAGGCGCCGCAUAGUCCCCGGCAGAACGGCAAUCCGGACAUCCAGGACAUCAUCACGGGCAUUGUGAAGCUGCUCAACGGCAACGUCAAUGUCCACGCAAACACGCAGGGCGUCGUGCGCCGGCCCUCGGCCAGCAGGAUCAACAAUCGGGGACCGCCGCGGAUAUCGGAGACGCAGAAUCUGCCACCCAUCGACUACGAAGCCCAGAAGCCGGGCACUUCGAUGCGUCCGCCGCCGUAUCCCUUCGACCGACCGGAGCGACCCUUCAUCACGGGCGUGCCCAUUCCCGAGCAGAUUGUGCCCCUCCGGCCAGGGUUCGUCAGCAAUCGGCCGCCCUGGUACCGCAACAAGCCGCGUCCGCCCAUCACCACGAGUGUGGGUGGCAGUCGACGCCCCCUGCCGCAGUACAAACCCCUUCCAGGUCCCCAAGUGGUGCCACAAGCCCCACCACCCCAAGAGCAGCAGGAGCAGCACCACCAGCAGCAGCAGCAGCAGCAGGAGCAGUCGUUGCAGCCGCAGGAUGACAGUGUCCUGCCCACGGAUACCACCUACGACUCGGAGUUCUCCAACGAGGAUGCCAAUGCGCAGUACAUUGAGGUAUCCGACCAGGACACAGAUGCCACCGGCGGUGGCGAAAUCGAUGAUGAACUGCUGCAGCCGCCUCCUGCCGCACCCUCAACGCCCAAUCCGCCCACAAGCACGCCGACAGCGCCCAAGAAGAAGCACAAGCCAAAGCCCGUCGUCAGCGAGAAGAAGAAGGUGUCGCAGGAGGAGCUGGAGCUGCCACUAGAUGGUGGUGGUGGCUACACCACCAUCGUGGAGACCAGCUCCGUGGUGAACACCGUCAUGGGCGGCAUGGCCUCCACCUACGUGCCCAUGCCGAUGGACAGCUCCGAGGGCCUGGAACUGGAUCCCUCCACCGAGGAGGUGAUCUUCAUGACGGCCAGUCGCACACCCGGCCUGGAGACGAGUGCCACCUCGGCUAUCAGCACCUCGGCUAUCAGCACCUCGGGCAUCACGACGGCCACUCCGUCGCUGUCCAUUGAACCUUCGUCCUCCAAAGAACCCACCACUACCACUACUAGCACCACAACCACCUCGAGUACAACCCCGAGUACCACCUCCACCUCAACCACCACCACAACCACCACAACCACUACCGAAAAAGCGCCCAGUUCCAACUCCAACUCCAACUCUAACACCAAUGCCACUCCGCCUGCCCCCUACCAUCCCCGACCCGGCAUCGUUCUCGACGAUCCCGAAUUCAAGCCCGGCGGCAGGCCACGUCCAGCUGGCAGCCAGCGACCGGUGGUGCCUCCAGCUCCAGCGCAGCCUAAUCCGCCCAUCCAACCCACACGGCAGCAUCUGCCGCCCGGCUAUGGGGAGAUCUUCGAUGUGACACUGUCAGCCAUCCAGGGGCCGGGGCCCAAGGGCAGCGGCUCCAAGCAGACGAUCAACAUCAAGCCGUACGGAUCGUAUGGAGCGGGUGGCCAGGGUGGACAGAGGCAGGACGACAUCAUUGUGUCGGCAUCAGGUGACGAAGGCUUCGUCUCGAUCGAUGGCAAGCGCACUUACAUCAAUCUCUUUGGUGAUCCCACAGAUCCGCCGGCGGGCGCCACAACACCGGCCACACGACUGCCCCAGUUGCCGGGCGCUGGAACAUCUUCGGGAGGUGGUAUUGUUGGUCUUGGUGGUGGUGGUUCGGGUUCUGCCUCAUCGGCAGCGGCUCCACCCGCGAAUGCCGUCACUCAGAGCAGCGGUGGCUAUGUCGUGCCCGAAACGGAAGUGGUGGAUCUCCAGGGACAGAGCCAGUCGACCGGAACGGCCGCAGGAGCAGCCACAACAAAUGCGGGGCCCACGCGGCCCCACUAUCGCCAGCGUCCCACGUCGCCGCCAGUGCGGAUUGACACCUGCAUCGUGGGCGACGAUUCCACCUGCGAUCAGGCGCAGCAUGAACGCUGCAAGACGGACAGCGGCGUCUCCAGUUGCCACUGCAGGCCAGGCUACUCCCGUCGCAAGCAUCGGGAGCCGUGUCGUCGGGUCAUCUCCUUCCAUUUGGGCCUGCGCGUGGACCGCAUCUAUGAGCAUCGCAUCGUGUGGGACCACAAGCUAAUGGAUCGCCACAGCGAACCCUUCGGACAGCUCAGCUAUGAAUCCAUUCGGGCGCUGGACUCGGCCAUGUCAAUGACGCCCUACUCGGAUGAGUUUAUGGAGGCCAAGGUGAACAAUAUCUACCGGGGAGAUCCCAAUCUGGGCGGCAACGGCGUCUACGUGAACAUGACCCUGAAGCUGGACGAGAGCGUGGAGACACUGCGUCCCAAUCUGCGCAGCGAUGUGCAGAAGCAUCUGCUGGGCGUGCUGCAUCGCCGGAACAACAAUAUUGGCAACUCCGUUCUGUAUGUGAGCUCACCGGAGGGCGCCGUCUCGCCGCUGCAGGAUCUCGAUGAAUGCCAGUCGCCGGAUCUGAACGACUGCCAUCCCGGUGCCACAUGCAGCAACACUUGGGGCAGCUUCCGGUGUGCGUGCGAGGCGGGACUGCGCGAUCCCUGGGCCGAUCAGCCACAGCGAGCGGGCCGCGAGUGUCAGGCGUGUCUGGACUCGUUCUGCAACAACCAUGGCACCUGCAGCUACAACGACGAGGGCAGCCAGAUCUGCACUUGCGACUCGAGCCAUUACGGUGCACAGUGCGAGAUCGAUGGCGAGGUGCUGGGCGUGGCCAUAGGCGCCUCCGUGGCGGCCAUCAUCAUCAUUGUCCUCACACUGGUCUGCCUGAUCAUGUGGUCCCGUCGCUGGCAGCGCGAGCAGAAGAACGCCAUGGGAUCGCCCGUCUUUGGCUACAUGAACACGGCCCCGCUGAAGUCUGCGGGACUGCCGCAGGCUGGCUACCAGGUGACGCUCGAGGAUCGCAUGCGGUGGGCCCAGAUAGCCGAUGUCAUGGCCCAGACGAAUCACUAUGGGGCGGAGCCCAUUGGACCCACGCGUCCCUCCUCGGCCAUGUUCGCGUACCCCAAUCUGGGAGCCAUGGGCAUGGGCAUGGGCACUAUAGGAGGGAUGUCGCUGCAGAGCACCAUGCAAAUGCAUCCGAGUGCCACUCUGGCGCCGCCAGUGCCAUUGCCCAGAAGACUUGGCCUGGGUCCGCGUUCUAAUGGAAUGCGAACGCUGGAGAAUUCCAGCUCGAGCGAGGAGGAGGAUCGGGCGGAUCUGCUGGGACGCAAUUUCCAAGUGCCACGCCCAAAGAGUCGCAGCAAUGGCAGCAUAGCGAAUCAGUCGGGCAUCUACUACGAUGUGGACUACGAGCCAUCGGGCCACGGCAUUGGCAACAGCAGCGUGGAUCAUCUGUACGGAUCACAGAACCAGUCGGUGACGCAUUCAUCGGGCAACAAUCACAUGCCAGGGCCCCAGGGCAUACCAAUGAGCACAUACACCUCCGGUCGGGCGCCCAGCAGCUACUACAUGAAGUGACCAGCGUCCCGUUGGUACUGGAGGAUGGGAGCGCAUCCUAGUUAACCCUGUGUACAUAUGCAUCUGCUAGCAUUAGAGUAUCGAUCGAUGUCAGUGGCCCUAAAAUACUUUUCCACUGCAGUCCCCGCGGCGACUGCAGCUGAGACGCGUUUUGUGCGGAUUCCCCUGCCCCAGCCCAGCCCCUGCCCCACACAUUUAGAAUGAGAAGCGUAGACUUAGGACUUAGACUAUCCCAUAGGUUCGAAUUAGGAUUACGCUAUGCAAAACGACAACUAAUCAUUAAUUGUAAACUUUAAACUAAACCUAAACCUUUAAAUUAUUAAUAAUAAAAAUACAAUCCAGUUGAAGUCAAAACCCAUGAAAUUAGCCUUAGUUUGUAGCAAUCUAUCGAUUUAGUUAGGUUUCCCCCAAUCCCAUACCAAUAUAUGUAUGUAGUUUGUGUGCAUGUAAAUAAACAUAAAAUAAAAGA
Molecule: messenger RNA, 5118 nt
Organism: Drosophila obscura
Lineage: Eukaryota; Metazoa; Arthropoda; Insecta; Diptera; Drosophilidae
Gene: pwn
Product: mucin-5AC
Exons: 10
Coding region: 429-4649 (1406 amino acids)
Molecular function (GO): calcium ion binding
Source: RefSeq, a predicted model, not a curated record